CAAGUCACUCGUUGUGAAAUGCCAACGUGAUGUACUCACUCAAACGUUCGGUGAUUAAUCACCGUAUCAGAUCGUUAUCUCACGUAAACACAUAACACUGAUGCAGUCAUUUUAUUCUCUCAUCAAAUAUACACAAGGCAUGAUCUCGUCUAAAGUUGUGAUCCCACCGGCUGCUCUGUGUUUCCUGGCGGUUCUACUGACUACCGUUCAAGGAAGGCCGGAUGGUGCCCCCUCAGACGCCUGUGAGACUAUGGACCCCAGCCAUGGGGGUUCACCCCAGACCGGUCCCAUGCCUUACACUCUGCAGCUGGACAGCUACAAGAUCAACAGUGGAGGUAGUGUUCACUUCACCAUUAGGGCCCAGCCUCCCAACACGUUUGCCGGGUUCAUGGUGCAGGCGAGGAACGAGAAGGGUAGGCCGGUGGGAGUAUUCUCUCAGAACGAGAAUGUCAAGCCUACGGAGUGUUUUGGUGUUCCCGGUAACACCGCUACACACGUGAACCACCAGCCGAAGACUGAGGUAACCAUGAGCUGGAGUGCGGAUCCAGGAUACGGAGGAGACGUCAUAUUCCACGCUACGGUCGCCAAGUCAAUGAAAGAAUAUUGGGUGAGGCAGAGGGCAAGACCUCUAGCAGUCGUCAGGACAUAGACCUUCAUGUUGUCAUGUUCUGUCUAAUAUCCACGGUCAACACAUUCACUGGAGAUUGGUCAAACUUCAUGAUAUAUAACUUUUAUCGCUACAUUUGAAUUAUACAUGAACCAUUAAAAGAGUACAUUUUUUUUAUGUCAUAUAGUACUCGGUAUUAUGACAUGAACGAAAAUAAGGCAUAAUAAUAGGAAGAAAAUAUCUGCCAUUGGAACCAUAAAAUCUUACAAAACAGUGUUUCUCUCACUCUUAUCAGAAUCAGUUGUUUGGUUAUUCACUGAUUUUUAACCAGAUUUAUAUUUUGUAGUUGUAGCAACUAAAAUUUUUUUUUCCACCUCGUUAAUAUUUUAAACGCUUUGUAUUUUUUUUUUUUUUAAUUUUAUAGUCAAUUCUUUUUCUAGUAAGUAAUAGGUACAGUUCUUAGAACGGUAACAGCGGUCAAAUAACUUAUUUAUUUAUUUAAAUUUUAUAAUCAAAUUUCAAAAUCAAAUUACAUUGUAACAUAAUAAUAUAUUAUUCAUUGAUAUAUUAGCACAUUACACAGAAAAGUAACUUUAAAAAAUUUACUUUUAAAUCCCAGUCUAUGCUCUUCGUGCCUUCCUUUAUUUAAAAAAAAAUAGGAAGGACCAAGAAACACUGCUGUGUUGUUGUUGUUCCAGUUCGAUGGCAUAGAAUUAGUAUGUCUAGAAUUAUACUUGCAGUACAAAAGUAAUUAUGUUCAUCACUUAUUUAAAAGAUAAAUUUAAACCAAUUUAAAACUUUAUAAUAUAUGAUUCAACGCUUCAGGCACUGUAUUGUUUGAAAGUAAUAUUUAAAAAAUAAAUUGGUGAUUAUAAACAAA
Messenger RNA from Homalodisca vitripennis (glassy-winged sharpshooter), 1487 nucleotides. RefSeq names its product putative defense protein. The record is from RefSeq and is a predicted model, not a curated record. Gene Ontology annotation, molecular function: oxidoreductase activity, acting on metal ions. The coding region runs from base 101 to 649 and encodes 182 amino acids. NCBI's taxonomy places the organism in Eukaryota, Metazoa, Arthropoda, Insecta, Hemiptera, Cicadellidae. The transcript is spliced from 4 exons.